AUGUCCUUGAUAUUCGUGGCCAUGCUUUUGGGCGUGGGACUCAGUUCCCGACUGGCCAUUCGCCAAUCCUGCCAUGUUCAGGAUGUAGCCCACACCUUCUACGGAUUUCCCGACAAUGAUCCUCCCGGCUGUGCGAUCGCGUACGACUGCGGCCGAGGUCUGACGGCUGGGGGAGUUGGAACCUUCAACGACCCGUUAACCUUCGCCUCAGCCCCGGGCGAGUUUCAGAUCUGCGAAGUCAUCUACGACCCCUAUCUGCGCAAGUAUCUUCGCAUGGAGGAUUUCUGUGACUCCUGCAAUCGGAACUGGGCCAACAAGGUCUGGCAUAUCGAUAUCUGGACAGGUUCCAGUGCUGUCAAUGGAGGAAACGACCAGAUUAAUUGUGAAAACCGGUUGACCCCGACGCCACAGCACAAACCUAUCAUUAGAGGACCGGGCCCAAAUCUACCUAUAGACGCUACACCUCUCUACGUUACGUCCGUUUGCAACGCUGGGGGCGUAUUUCCUGGUUAUGAUGCUCAGAGCUUUUGCUAA
Molecule: messenger RNA, 534 nt
Organism: Aspergillus pseudotamarii
Lineage: Eukaryota; Fungi; Ascomycota; Eurotiomycetes; Eurotiales; Aspergillaceae
Exons: 2
Coding region: 1-534 (177 amino acids)
Source: RefSeq, a predicted model, not a curated record